AUGUAUCUCUAUAGCAUCAUCGCUUCUAGUUCUGAUGGCAUGGCUGAUCAACCAUCAACUUCUCAAUCUAUCCCAAGUUACGGAGCAAGCGGUCAUAAUGAAACUCAAUCACAAUCAAAUGCUGCCGAUGUAGAAAAUGUUGAAAUAGCUAAUGAAAUAUAUGCCGAGAUCUCUCCUGUUCCAGCUAAUUUUGACCCAUUAUACAGUAAUACAGCCGAUGGAGAACAAACAAAUAUUCCUUCAUUAUAUGGCGAGGUUUCCCAAAUACCUCAAGGUUGUGAGUUAUGCGAGAAUAUGAGAAGUAGUUGUCGAAGAAUUAUGGAUAGUUUUUAUUUAAUGGCAAAAAGAUCAGCAAAUUAUGAAGAGAUUAAGGAGGAAAAUUCUAAUUUAAGACGUCAAUUAGGAGAUACUAACAAAUUCGUAGAAGAUAGGCUUAAAGAUGUGUUCUCAUUACAAACAGAACUCAGCACUCUGAGGGUGGAUGCUGGACUGGCUAAGCAGAGGGAAGAAGAUUUAUUGAAACAAAUCCAGAUUCUCGAAGCCAAAGCUAAGGAGUCUAGAGAGCAUGCUCACGCAGCGAAUGUGUGGAGGGAGAAGUAUAGUCGUUCUGUAGAGGUAGCCGAGCAACUGCAAAACAAGCGGUUAGAGAUUGAUAAGAAGUUAAGGGAUGUAAUAGAAAUAGCAUCAUCUAAUAAGAAAAAAAAAGAAGAUUUCGAACAUCAGGCAGAAACUCUCAAGAAGGAAAAGAAAGAACUAACCAUUUAUAAUGGACAAUCUAAAAAAGCUUUGCCCAAACUGUUUCAACUUCUUGAUGAAUUAGUUAACGAAAGUCUGAACCUUCCAUUGUUGCUGUCGAGAAAAAUAGAAAAGGUUAGAAAUAUGUCAUCACGAGCAUUUCUCCUGAAUCUCAAGGAACACAGCGAUACUGGAAGCGAUGAUGAUGCGUUGGAACUUGAAAGCCUUCUUAAUCAUAGCGCAGUAUCAGCAUCGACAUCAACCAAAAAAGAUGAUGUGUCUUUCAUUAAUUCUUUUAGCCCUAUGAGUGAAACUCCCAAAUCUAAUAACUCUAAUUCAACUUUCGUGAACCAAGAUGCUAUUAACGCUUCAGCGAGAAAGUCUCACUAUGGCACUUCGCAUGCUAAAACUCCCAAAUUCAAGCAUAUUUCUAAACCUGAACCUGAGAGAACACCUGCCUCACAUAUACCAUCCAAGUAUUUGUCUACCGCUCCGGUACCAGUAUCUAAUCAGCCUGAGAGUAAGCUCACCUCAGUUGUGAAUACUAUACACGGGAAAAAAGGGAAAACUGUCCGAGAAAUUCAGGAAGAACAACGCUUUAAAGGAUCUGUUAAAGAACGAGUGGCGGAGAUGAAACGUUUGAAAGAGUUAGAGAAGGUUAAAGGUGAUUCGAAUGAUGUGUGUAGGAAUAAUCCGCAUGCAAGUUCCGAAGAUGCAGGCCGUUCUACGUAUCAAGGUACCACAAAGCAAAUCAAAUCGAACACUUCUUCAUUUUCUGUGCCCGCGGCUCAGCAUCGUUCCUCGUUAUCUGGAAACGCUGGAGAGGAUCUUGAUUUUGAGGAUAUCGGAGAUGAAUACUUUUCUGUACCUGAUCAAGAUUGCUACCAGGAAUCGGAAACAGAAGCAAACAUUACUACCACUGGUAAUGGUGUUUUCAGCACUUUGGCGGAUGAUUUGAAUAUGAGUGUUUCUGAUAUUGGUAGCGCUGUUGAUUCUCUGGAUAUCAUGGAAAGGACAGCCGAAGAGAUAAUAGAAAACGUCAUUGAGGGUUUGCUCAGUGAUGUCGAAAAGUUAAUGGGAUCUCAUAAAACUCGUGAGGAUACUUUAUCCACUUCUUCGCUGCCUGAAGGUAUCGAGGAACCCCUUUUCAUAUCCAAAAAGGCUUCUCAUGAGAAGGUGGAUAAUCCAAAAAAAAUCAUUGAUCGUCUAUCUGACACUCGGAAAAAUGAAAACAGCAAUGUGAACCGUUUGUUAGGCUCACGAGAUGUUGUCAGCGAUGGGUCAUCCGUCAACAUUCCGAAGCAUGAGAACUCAACAGGUUCUAAGGCGGGGAGCAUGAGCGCUCGUUCUCAAGAGAUGCCACAAAAGCCAAAUCCACCGAAUGAGUCAAAGAAAGAUAACGAUAGAUCAGUUAUUUCUAUGAAGAGCAUGACGUGUGUUGAGCCAACUAUCCCGGAAAUGAAUGAGGAGCGCAGAGGUUCGUCGAAGUUUGACCGACAGCUCACUUCUGUAGAGAAUCAAGCGUCUCUCCAUAAAUCAUCCAUAAGAACCGUAGUUGGGAAGCGCAAAAAAGACGAGGAGUCUAAGGAAACUGAUGAGGCAACCUCAAAACCUUCCGAAGGCAAGAGUCCAACUCUUCCCUCUGAGCCAGCUCUCCGAGAAGAACCUCAUUCUAAAGCGAGUAAUGAGUCUGAUCCCCAACCCGAGUCUGAAUGUCUUCUUCAAGCCGAAUCAAGAUCACCGGAAAAUAGCAUGAUAGAUAUGCUUUUGAGUUUCAAUGAUAGCGGUUCAGACGAAGUUUCCAAACUGAAAAGGAAUGUCUGUAAGUUAAAAACUCCUUGUGCAGUGGCUUCAAAAGUGGAUUCUUCAGUGCAGAAGAGAAUCAAAGCUGGCUCUGAAGUUGGUAAUUUCAUUUUUUCAACGCCUAAAGAUAUCCCUGCAAGCUCCCAAACUAUUAGAUCUAAAUGGGCUGAUGGUGCAAAAAGGGCUUUGGACAUAAUGAACAGAAUCAACGAAGAGCUUCAACCAGUUCUGGAUUCCAUCCCAUUGAGUCCAAAGAUGAAAAUGUCUUUUGAUGCUUCAACUAAUCUGGAUACGUCUGAGAAUACCCUGUUCAGUACUUCGGGAGGAUUGAGUAGAAAGAAUCAGCAAACAGAAGAACUAAAAAAUUUGGGAUCAAACGAUAAGGAAAUUGCUAAAGAUACAAUGAAGUCAUCGGGAACGGCAAAGAGAGUCUCUAGAAUUAAUACAGUUCCACAAUCGUCCAAGGUGUUGUCAGAUUCUAAGACGUCAAAGUUGAAGCUGGAUCAGAGAGACGCUAAACGAAGUAGUCUAGGCGAACUGACGGAAGAAGACGAAUCUAUCACUGCCAGGCUACGUCGAAGAGCUGCUCUGUCGAUUGCUCAACCUCAAAAAAUUGUUGCUGUGCCUAAUCCUUCCACCGUGCCGAACACCAAAACAGGAGAAUCUUUGUUGAAGUGCAUGAAGCCGGAGGAAAAGAGAUUGGACUCGAGUCUUCGUAAACAGCACGACUCCAAGGAUAUCAGUAAAAGUUCUGUUUCCAAUAAUGCUGCUGUUCCUUCUGACGCAUUUUCUGGAUUACGAAAGAACACCCGAACACGAGUAACAGCUUCUAAGAAAACAGCUGAUCCAGUCGUAUCAAACGAUCUUAAGCAAAGUGCUACGAGCUCCAUGAUUAAUUCGCAAGUAGAAACAAAUCAGGAAUCAACUUCAUCAACGAGCGCUGAUACUGAUGACGAUAGUGAUUUAGAGAUUGCUGAUCUUCCAAAUUCUAGUAAUGAGUGUGAUCAAACUAUCGAUGAGACAGCUGGAGACGCUGAAAGUGGUACUACGAGCAUAGACUCUACCAGCAAACAAUUGGAAGAAGUAGUUUCUACAACAGAUAAAACAGGGAUCUCUUCUGUUUCUGAAUCAUAUACCCCUGAUAACACAUCGCAAAGUCAGACUGAUCCUAAGCUUUUGGAACCUCAUCAAACAGAAACAGACAUUUCUGCCCCUACUGUGAACAAUACGGCAACAAACAGAGAACAAGAAAAUUGCUCAAAAGGAAAUUCCCAAAAAUUAGUUCCUCAAGAAAACAUCAAUGUUCCUCUACCAAGAAUUGAGCGGAAGUCUACUAUUGUGUCAACAGAUGUAUCUGAUCUCCAUAUCGACGCGUCUGAUGAUGAUGAAGAAGAAGGAUUGACUUUGGACAUCGACGAUGAAGAAAGGGAGGAGCCUGUGGCUGAAGAAUCUUCGAAGACACCUGAGGCUCAAGAAUCUCGGAAGACACCUGAGGCUAAAGACUCUCGGAAGACACCUGAGGCUAAAGAAUCUCCGAAGACACCUGAGGUUAAAGAAUCUCCGAAGACACCUGAGGUACAAGAAGAUCCUCCACCAAGAAUGCUGAGAACCAGACAAAGUUCCACAUUGAAGAAAGAGGGAGUUACUCCUAAAACUUCUCCGCGAAAAAAAGUUGUUCCUGAUCGAAACACCAAUCAGAGCCGAGCUUCUAGUUCUGCAAAACAAACUUCUCGAGCAGCUCAGCGUCCGAGUAAGAAUGAUUUGUCUGCCGACGCAGCAUCAUGCUCAAAGGAGGAAGAUAAUUCACGAGCAAUCACCACGAUUCCUAAGAAAUCUGCACGCCCGUCCAAGAUUUAUGACAUUAGUCUCUUGAAUAAGUUCACCCAGUCUCUGGGACGCGGUGGUCGACUGCUGAGCACGAGAUCGAAAAAACCUCCAAACGCAGUAAACACUAAGGAGAAGAAAUCUACUGCUCGAGAAUCUAUAUUGUUGGACAUCCCGAAAACACCUAUUGUCCGACAAACGGCUGAUCGUAAAGGACUCAAGAGAAUGCAUUUGCCGGGUACAAACAUACCAAUUGCGAAGAGGGGGAAAAGGUCGCAGGGGCUAAGUAUUGAGCGUUCUGAAGGCGAAAUGGCGAAGGAGUUUUUUUUGAAUGCUGGUCUUUAUUUAAUAAAUAUGAGAACUUCGAAAGAUAAUGCUGUUGCUUCUGUAAUCGAAACUUAUCUCACCGAGGAGCAACUGGCAUCCAUUAAACAGUUAUCCAUAGAAGAUUUAGGCAGUGUAUUAGUCGAAAUUGUUUAUAACAUGAAAAAUGUAGACCUGUUCCAUCAGGUUAAGCUUUCGUUCCAAGAACGGAGUAUUAAAGAAAUUCGUAAUAAGGAGGAGGAGCACGUAUUAGAAUUGGCUUAUCUUCUUGCAAACGGGAACAUAUUUAUAUCAUUUGUUAGAUCUCUUGUACAAAGACUUAUCACACAGGAAACAAUCAAUCCAAAUCAGUGUGCUUCAUAUGCUAGACUCAUGUCUCAUGCUUUACUUUUUGACUGUGCAAACGUUGAGGAAGAUCUCAGAGCCUCAGAUGAGGAGAGAUCACGAUUAGUUCGAACUUUCUUCAAUACUAUUUUCUGGAAACACAAGGCAUGUAUAUCGCACGCUCUAAUUUUUUGGCUGAUAGGAAACUCUUGGGAACUAUUAAAGUUUUUAGCGGAUGAUCCAACUUUGAAGAAACUCAUUGUCGCUCAUGUUGAGAAGUAUGAACGUGAAAUUAUUCAAUGGGCCUGGGCCUCCAGAUUCGGUGAGGCAAGUGCGAAAGCUGUAAUCCCAGAUGAUGUCUCAUUAAGAAUAGAAGAAUGGAUCGCUGAAGAAAAAAUGAAUAUGGAAGAGUUGAUUCCUACAGAGACGGCAUUCCUGAUCAACGAAAACGACCAGGUUAAAAUUUCCCCAGAAGUUUCGAAGUCACUCAGGAUGCAAGCUGUUCUAUAUAACAGCACAAAUUUGCCACCGGAUUUGUGUGAGAAGCAUUUGAAUGAGUGCUCUUCAUUAUUCCAGGAAGCUCUCAAUGAUCUCAUAACCUCUCUAAGUACUGGAGAUACGAGCGCUCUUUUUGCGGACACAACAAACACUAAAGGACGGUCCUUAACUGCUGUUAAAGUUCAUGAACUAUGCGUUAAUAUAAAAUCAUUCGAAAGCAUAAUUGGACAUAGUUUGUUGGAGAGAGAAUCUACUAAAUACAGACGAAGUCUGGAUAUUGUUUCCCGAACACUAAACAACAUUCGAUUCAUUAGAAAUACUCUCAGAGAGGAUCCUGAUAUUCCUUUUUCGAAUUUGCUUUCUUCUGUUAUAAAUACGUAUAUUACUUUAGCUCAAACUUUCACAAGCCAUACUAUUUAA
Molecule: messenger RNA, 5928 nt
Organism: Auanema sp. JU1783
Lineage: Eukaryota; Metazoa; Nematoda; Chromadorea; Rhabditida; Rhabditidae
Source: the annotation of a GenBank genome assembly